CCAAAAUUGAAAUCUAUUAGCAAUGGAAUGUGUCAGUGUCACAUCAUUCCCAAAUUCUAAUUUUCAUCGGAAAUUCAAAUAGAUUUAUACUUGAUUUAGAACAUUUGUGAAAGGUGAAAAGUAAUGUUUAAACUUUUAAAUUUCUACUCAAAGCUAUGUUUCAAACAAUAUGAUAAUAAAUGUUCAGUUGAGACAACAAGAGGACUUGUGUUGUACAAAUCGGCACUGAAGGGUGAUUGGAAAAGAGAUGAAUCAGUGCUAAAUGAGUGGCCACAUUAUGUUCGUUGUGCAAUAACAAGAAACAAAGAGACAGUUCUUCAUGUUGCGGGUGGAGCCAAGCAGAGUGUGUUCGUGGAGGAGUUGGCGAAUAGAAUGACCCAAAGACAUCUUUGCUUUGCUGCUACAUCAAGAAUCGUUAAAAUUGCUGAGCUGAUGGUGGAGAAAAACCCUAUAAAGGCAGAGAUGAUUUCCUACCUCUUGUCUGUCACUGAUCUAAGCCAGCUAACUGCCCACGAACGGAUUGAGCUUCUUAUUGCCACUAUACAUACCCAUUUUCAUGAUUUAAGCUUGUGGAUUUUGAAACUAUAUCCUGAGUUAGCAAUAAUGAAAGAUACCAAGAACAAUAAUGAAACUGCAUUACAUGUGUUGGCUAGAAAACCAUCUGCAAUGGAUGGCACAAGGCAGCUGCAUAAUUGGAAAAUGCGCAUCAACUCUUGGAGUUUUUCCAAACUAUUGAUGCCACCUAGAAAAUUUAUUGAUGAAAUAUUUAAUUUUAUAAUUGUGAACGGAGUCUUUAUACAGCCUUCCAAUUAUAAAGAUGUGAUUAAAACAUUGGCUCAUCAAUUAGUUGAAUUCCUAUGGAGGUAUGUUGUAUAUGAGAUGCUUGAGUUCAUUAAACAUCCCACAAGCUUGUUGAACGAUGCUGCAAGGGCAGGUAAUGUUGAGUUUUUGAUUGUGCUCAUUCGUGAAUUCCCAGAUAUCGUAUGGGGUGAUGACGAUGAUGACGACAACGAUAGUAAAAUUAUAUUUCAUGUAGCUGUUGAAAAUCAACUCGAGAAUGUAUUUAAUCUCAUAAAAGAGAUUGGUAAGCUCAAUGAAUUCUCAACUAAAUAUAGAACUUUCAAGGGAAAAUAUAGCAUCCUACAUUUGACUGGAAAUCUAGUCGCUCCAAACCAUCUCAAUAGAGUUUCAGAAGCUGCUCUUCAAAUGCAACGUGAAAUGCUAUGGUUUAAGGAAGUGGAGAAGAUAGUUCUGCCUUCCCAAGUUGAAGUGAAAUUCAAUGAUCCAGAUCCAUCUAUACCCAAAUUGACACCGCGACAAUUAUUCACCGAAAAGCACAGACAUCUUCGUCAGGAGGGUGAGGAAUGGAUGAAAAAUACAGCAAACUCUUGCAUGCUCGUCGCAACUUUGAUAUCCACCGUAGUUUUUGCUGCAGCCUUCACAGUUCCUGGCAGCAAUGAUGAUAAUACAGGAAAUCCUAUUUUCCAGAACAAGUUUUGGUUUGCCAUGUUUGUUGUAUCAGAUGCAAUUGCCUUGUUUUCAUCCUCAACUUCUAUUCUAAUGUUCUUGUCGAUACUGACUUCGCGCUAUGCAGAAGAAGAUUUCUUGCACUCACUACCCUCCAAAUUGCUGUUUGGAUUCGCAUCGCUCUUCAUCUCCAUUGUGUUCAUGGCUGUAACCUUUAGUGCUACCUUCUUUUUGCUAUACCACAACGCUAAUGUCUCCAUUCCAACCAUGGUUACUGCAAUGGCCAUUUUUCCCAUUAUUUGUUUUUGUGUACUUCAGUUUAAAUUGUGGAUUGAUAUUUUUCACAAUACUUACUCCUCUAAAUUUCUUUUUAACCCCAAUAAUCCACGCAAAUUAUUGUUCUAA
Molecule: messenger RNA, 1872 nt
Organism: Benincasa hispida (wax gourd)
Lineage: Eukaryota; Viridiplantae; Streptophyta; Magnoliopsida; Cucurbitales; Cucurbitaceae
Source: RefSeq, a predicted model, not a curated record